This is a messenger RNA of Harmonia axyridis, 1097 nucleotides long. RefSeq names its product EF-hand calcium-binding domain-containing protein 1. The transcript has 5 exons. NCBI's taxonomy places the organism in Eukaryota, Metazoa, Arthropoda, Insecta, Coleoptera, Coccinellidae. Gene Ontology annotation, molecular function: calcium ion binding. Bases 227 to 1051 code for a protein of 274 amino acids. The record is from RefSeq and is a predicted model, not a curated record.
AUGUAAAACAUUCAUAAUAUAUUGAAUAAACUUACAAACGUAACUAGGCAACAAUAUAUCUUGUCUGAAAUUGUAGAAUAACAAAAAGAAGUAUAUACAUUUGUGUACUCUGUUCGAUCAGAAUUGUUAUCGAUUCUGGCCAGCCUAAUAGAGCCAUUUAUAAAGUGUCUUCAAGAGCAUGAUAGAGGAUAUAAAACAACAAUAAAUCAUUAUAUACUUUUUCAUAAUGUCUGAGGAAAAUCCACAAGGUUCGAUUAGCAUGCGCGGUGGAAUUCUUGUCAUGAAGGGAGUCUCACGCUUUCUUGCUGCCACGAGGAAGAGAAGUUCUAUCGAAACUACGCCGCCAAAAACGAAAAGCCGAAGAAAAAAAAUGUCCGACAAAGAAAAUGCCUUCAAGUGCUUGCCGAAAAUUACCGAAGCUAUCAAAAAAGAAACGUCUUUUUCGAGACCGGAAAUUGAAGUUUUGUAUAAAAUUUUCAAAAAACUCGUUGCGCUAAAUAGAAGGAAACCCCAGCAAGGGAAAAUCAACCCCAGUCAGACAUCAGCUGUUAUCGGAAAACCUAAUGCUAUUCAAGAGGGUAUUGACAGGACCAUCUUCAGGGAAGUUUUACACAAUACGUUCGAUAUUGUGACGGAAAAUAUGCUGAUGGACAGAAUUUUUUGUGUGUGGGAUAAGAGCAACAGCAAUCUUAUAAGUUUGGAAUCAUGGUUUCAUGGUCUAGAUCUUUUUCUAAGAGGUUCCAUACAUGCUCAGAUUGAAUUUUGUUUCGAGGUUUAUGAUAUCAAUGCUGAUGGUUACAUUACGAAAGAAGAGAUGUUUCAAUUGAUGAAAAAUUGCCUAAUCAAACAUCCUCAAGAAGAAGAUCCUGAAGAAAGCGUUAAAGAUCUUGUAGAUAUUAUAAUGAAAAAAUUUGAUAAAGAUAAGGACAGCAAAGUUUCUUUGGAAGAUUACAAAUUAACCAUAGAAGAAGAACCACUUUUGUUACAAGCAUUUGGUACAUGUUUACCAUCAGAUAGAGCAAAAGAAACAUUUCUAUCUACGCUGAAGUGAGAUUUUGCUGAAUAUAUUAUAAUUAAAAUAAAUAAUUCUUCUGUUA